GUGAGAAGGGUUACACCGAAGUGAUGACCACGCACGGCUUCUUGGACUACUGCACCAGAACCCCGGGGGCGGACAACAACAAGAAAGCUGAUGUGAAAACCAACUCUGGAAGAUUAAAACCCGGGCCGUCUCAGGCCCAGGACCUCUUCAGCGAGUGGACCUUACGACCUGUUGGCCCAGAUGGAAGAGUAAAGCUGUGGGUUUACGCCGUGACUGCCGUUGGAUUCAUCUUAAUACUCUUCAUUAUUGCGUUAUCAUUCCUGGUCUGUAAUCCAUCCAAAACCACUAAGACGUCUCCCCCACCGCAGAAGCCCUUGACCCUAGCCUAUGAUGGUGACAUGGAUAUGUAACCAGGCUGCUAUACCUCACAAGGAUGCGCUCGGCCUGAUAAAGACUCCUGACUCCGUUCUGAUUGUUAGCAAGCACGCCCAUCACAUACCACUGAUCGUUGGUCAGUUUGAACUGGGUGGCUAUUUGCUGUAGUGCCAAUUGUAUUGUAUGCAGCGGACAAGCAGCGAUGCUCGCACGUGGCAUGCUGCUGAAGGGCAAUGUAGCCCUGAAAUUUUGGCUGCAGCAGACGUUCCUCACUAAAGAAGAGGAACCAAAGCCGAACAUUGUGAAAAUGAGACAAAAGGUCUAUAGACGUAGGAAAUGAAUCGACCUCUAGUUUCUCUUUUUAACUGCUUGCAAUGUGAACAACACAGUUGAAGCACUGUUUGCCACCCACAAAUCACAAGGACUCCGAAAAGUGUUUUUUGUGUGUGUGAGAAUCAGAGGAACCACUUGGCUAUUUGUCUCGUAUUUAUGUAAUGAGGGAGACAAAACAUCUUGAGUCAGCAGUCGCUCAUGACAUUCAAAGGCAGAACAACGGAACAUUUGACAUUUGACUUUGUCUCAUCAGUGCUGGAUCUUUGGGAAAGGAAAUGUCACACGCCUUUUGGGUAAACAAACAGCCUUUUUUUGAAUUUCUGAGAAUAAACAAGAUGCUCUAUGCACUACGUUAGUGCUGAUUCACUUUGUUUUUUUUCCUUUCAAAUGACUUUUCUAGUGAUUUAAUUGUAAUGCAAGUUGUUGCUGUCAGAUUGUGUUAUGUUGAUAAUGCCAUAUGUUGUGUAUAUGUGGAAACCAAAAGCAGGCUUGCCUUGAUUUUAACAAUACAGUGAUGCAGUAAUUUCUCCUCCAUGAUGCUCAUUAGACUCUCGGCCACUGAGGACUAAAUUAAGAAACAACCUCAAAAUCGUGGAAUUUGUACUGAAACAUGGCAGACUGCUUUGGUGACAAAUGCAGUCCAGGAUUAACAGAAGACAACAUAAACGCAAUGCAAAUUAUCAAAUACCAGCAUGAUAAAGAUCAUACCUCAUAUACACGUUUCAUCAAAUGCAAAACAAAUAAAGCACCAAAACAAUACAAGAAUAGAAGUGAAGAAUUAUCCACUGGAUCACACAUUGUAUUUUUUAGCAAAAACACCUUUCACGAGGAUGUCAUACUUUGUUUUCCUUUUACACCAUUUAUUUCAUACCAUUACAUCAAUAUACAAGGUCAGCUAACAUAGAACAAGGUGAAUAACUAGUUUUUGACAGUAUUGUGUUCCUUUUUGCACCACGAAGACAGCAAAUACCA
Messenger RNA from Micropterus salmoides (largemouth bass), 1620 nucleotides. RefSeq names its product thrombospondin type-1 domain-containing protein 7B-like. NCBI's taxonomy places the organism in Eukaryota, Metazoa, Chordata, Actinopteri, Centrarchiformes, Centrarchidae. The transcript is spliced from 3 exons. Bases 24 to 350 code for a protein of 108 amino acids. The record is from RefSeq and is a predicted model, not a curated record.